AUUGGUUACAAGUGCGAGGAAUCGCGCGAGAAUUGAGUUUAUUUACUUAGGAUAUUCAAAUAGUUUCUUUAAAAACUUGAGUCCCAAAUCAUAAGGCAUGCGACACGAUGUGUUACUUUCUACUGUAGAGACCCAAUUAAUGUCAGAAGUCUCUCGAGUCUACAAGGAAACCAAUUCAUUGUCUGAUGAAUUGUUAUCCGCGCUUCAGUUCAUUUACCAGACAAGCCUCAUGCCUGCACUUGAUAUCAUUGAUAGAAAAGCUGUUACUCUGCUAGAGUGCCCAAGUAAACGCCAAUUAUACACAGUAAUGGGCACUUCAGGAAUUGUGUAUAUUUGUUUCCCUGACAGCAAAUAUUGUUCCUGUCCUGCUUAUAACUAUUCAGUCCUUUUGAAAGAUGACCACAUUAUGUGCAAGCAUAUUUUGGCCAUAAAACUUUCUAAUGCCAUGAAUGUCACUGUGAGACGCAAUAUAUCUGACAAAGAGAUGAGAGCUACGCUGUUGCAUAUGGAAUAAAUGAAGUGCACCAGAAUCAAAUCUGAAAACAAUGAAUGCCUUGGUGACAAUGAAGGGUGACAAUGAAGAUGUUGAAACCAGCAAAAUGAGAAUAUUAACAAUUCAGAAGAUAAAAUACUUUACAGUGUAUUCUUUACUCUAAUUGUUAAACAUAAAUGUCAACCAAAUAUUCUUAGAAGGGCAAUAUCUCAUGAGUUAGGCAUGAACUCCUAAAAGACACACAGCAUUUGAGGACUCUUAAAUGCCCUAGAACUCUGAGUAUUUAGCAAUCAGUGAAAUUAUCCCUUUCUAUGUCUAUUGGAGGUAGUCUGGGAUUUUCAUGUGUGUAUAGCAACAGAAACAUUUCAAAUAUGAAAGCAGUACACUAAUGUGGAUUGCUUUUGUGCUGUGUAGUAAGGUCAAAGUUGAAAUAACAACUUAAAAUUUAAUUGGUAUGCAGUUUUGGUUGUAUAUGAAUGACAUUGCCAGUCAGAGACUGUGAAGCUUAAAGUUUGUGGUAAUUUUUAAGGACAAAUUAUUUGCUACGCUUGUAAAUAAAAUAAAUAUUUUUUAUUCAUUCUCA
Molecule: messenger RNA, 1076 nt
Organism: Octopus bimaculoides (California two-spot octopus)
Lineage: Eukaryota; Metazoa; Mollusca; Cephalopoda; Octopoda; Octopodidae
Product: zinc finger SWIM domain-containing protein 7
Biological process (GO): double-strand break repair via homologous recombination
Cellular component (GO): Shu complex
Molecular function (GO): zinc ion binding
Source: RefSeq, a predicted model, not a curated record